Thamnophis elegans (Western terrestrial garter snake) is the source of this 2250-nucleotide messenger RNA. RefSeq names its product G protein-coupled receptor 171 (gene GPR171). The transcript is spliced from 2 exons. NCBI's taxonomy places the organism in Eukaryota, Metazoa, Chordata, Lepidosauria, Squamata, Natricidae. Gene Ontology annotation, cellular component: membrane. The coding region runs from base 1204 to 2214 and encodes 336 amino acids. Gene Ontology annotation, molecular function: G protein-coupled purinergic nucleotide receptor activity. The record is from RefSeq and is a predicted model, not a curated record. Gene Ontology annotation, biological process: G protein-coupled receptor signaling pathway.
GGAAUUAUCUGGCACUUCAUCUGAAUAUGACUGAACCAAACUAAGAGAUGAUUAGCCCUGCCUCUCCUCUCUUACCUUUCUCUGCAAUAAAAUCUUAGGGCAAAGGAGGGCACCAAUACAUUUUAUCACUUUCACUGGGGAACUGCAUCUCUCUCUUCCCCCCUCUCACUCUCUCUCUUCCUUUUUUUUUAUUUGCACAUAUCUGAAAAAUAACUUUGUGUUGUUCUUAGUGUCUUUCAUCAACUUCACCUCAUCUUAAUCUUUUAGCAUUUUUGAUGCCAUUGCUAUAUUUUGGCCUCUAUUUACCCUUGUAGUUUAUAAUUCAUUCAUCUCCUAAAUAUGCCUGUUAUGGGUGCAACCUCAAUCCUGAGGUUGUUUGCCUGCCUCGGAGCUCUUAUUGAAUAGGAUGUGUUACUUGGAACCCUGACAGUCAGCUUUCUUACUUUUUUGUGCACAUGGAUCCUUUCUACCACCCUCUUUCUCCCAACCCCAAUUGAAACUGUUUACAAAUCAGUUUCUGCUAUCUGCUUUUUUUUAAAAAAUCACCCACCUUCCAUUGCAUUUUCUCCAUUAACUGCUCCCACCAUGAAAUGCUAUUAUAAUUGUUCUGAGUUCAUUAAAACCUACCUCAGCAUUAACUUCUCUUAAAAAAACAAAAAGUCCACUAUUGCAUAAUACCUUCCACUCAAUGCUCCUAUUACCCCCAUUUUUUCAGCAAAGUCUUCCCUUUGAGUUAAAUCAGUUGAAGUACAGCUAAAUCUUUACACAAUAGAGAUACAACAAUAGAAAUUCUACAAGAAAACUAGCUUCCUUUCUUCAUAAAAAAUCAUUAUUGCCUAUUCCUAAUUUUACUUACUCUCACUUUCUCACACACAUACACAAAACGCUUGUUACAAAAACAGAGAAUUGAUUUUAUGCUCCUGUGACAAAUUUAUUUUGCUAUCUUGCAUAAGAUAUUUUUCUAUAUCUUUCUUUAAGCAGCUUUAAAUUAGCUAUCUUGCAGACAUAAAGAUUUUCAACUAAAUUCUGAUUUCACAUGCAUCAACUGGAACACUUGAAAGGCACAGGAAAUUCUACUUUACAAGCCACAAACCAAAGAAAGAACACGCUGGGCAACAUUAAACAGAGCUACUUCUGUUUUUCUGAUAAGACAGCAGAUUUGAGGCGAUUCCUACAAUUUGGCUCUACUUUGAAAGAUUCUAGAUGGCUUCAACCAAUUCUUCAGACUGCAAUAUUUAUUCUCAGAUGCAGCCAUUCACUUAUAUUUAUUAUUUGAUUUUUCUUAUUGGGUUCAUCGGCAGCUGUUUUGCCCUCUGGACCUUCCUGAAGAACAAGAAGCAUCGCAAAUGCAUAAAUGUUUACUUAAUUAACCUACUGACCGCAGAUUUUUUGCUGACCCUUGCCCUGCCAGUGAAAAUAAUUGUAGAUUUAGGAGUUGCCCCGUGGAAACUGAAAAUAUUCCACUGUCAAGUCACAGCAUGCCUGAUCUACAUUAAUAUGUACUUAUCAAUCAUAUUCUUGGGAUUUUUAAGCAUGGACCGAUGUCUCCAAUUAACAAAGGGAUACAUGAUCUAUAGGAUUCAGGAACCUGGUUUUGCCAAGAUGAUUUCAGCAGUGGUAUGGAUAAUGGUUCUCUUCAUAAUGGUACCAAAUAUGAUUAUUCCAAUCACAGAGGUCAAAGAAUCACCAAAUGUGGGAUGCAUUGAUUUCAAAACAAAAUUGGGAAGAGACUGGCACGUGUUCACCAAUUUCAUAUGUACUGCAAUAUUUCUGUAUUUUUCAGCUAUGGUGCUCAUCUCUAACUUUCUCGUGAUCAGAUUACUUUUUCAAAACAAAGGCACAGAAGGCUAUCCCAAUGUAAAAAAGGCUCUGGUAAACAUCCUUUUAGUUACCGCAAGCUACAUUAUAUGUUUUCUUCCUUACCAUAUUGUUCGAAUCCCAUAUACGCUAAGCCAAAGCAAAGCUCUAAUCACAGACUGUUUUCUCAGAGAAUCUCUCUACAAAGCAAAAGAAUCCACUUUGCUUUUUGGUGUAUCAAAUCUGUGCUUUGAUCCCAUUUUGUAUUUUUAUUUUUCAAAAACAUUUAGACUAACAGUAACUAAAAGUUUUGCAUCCUUUAAAGGUAGACACGUUUCUCUAGAUGAUCAAGAAAUGCAUGGAGAGAAAACACCAGACUUUCCGGUUACAGCUGAGACUGCAAUCCUUUCCGCAUGAACGGGACAUUAAAAAUGCAUUUGUUCUUCAACUUCA